GUUCAGCCUCAGUACUUUUGCACUGUCUGUUCCCCCUGCCUGUGAUGCUGUUCUUUUCUGCCUGGCCAACUCCUACGUUUGUUUAAGUCUCAUUCAAGUCUCAACUUUCCUCAAUCCUCAGGAAAGCACUCUGGGACCCCCCAGAUGAGGGCGGUUCCCCUGUUACCCCUGGCACAGUGCCCACCCCCUCUUUGGCAGCGUUUUUCACAACCAUGUUCGGUGGUUCCUUGAUGAAUCAUGUCUGUUAUUAUUGACCAUUAAGCAGGAGUGGUUCAAAAUCAGGGGCCCCACUGUGUCCCCAGUGCCUGGCCCAGUGCCCCGUGCCCGUUUGUUGCCUGACAGAGGGAGGCCGUGUGGCUGACCAUCCCGUGCCCGCAGGCCGAGGAUGCAGCGCUGGAAGGCGGCGGCCUUGGCCUCCGUGCUCUGCAGCUCCGUGCUCUCCAUCUGGAUGUGUCGGGAAGGCCUGCUCCUCAGCCACCAACUCGGACCCGCGUUAGCCCCGCUGCGCCGGCCACCUCGCACCCUGGACGCCCGGAUCGCCCGCCUGGCCCAGUACCGUGCACUGCUGCAGGGAGCCCCAGACGCGGUGGAGCUGCGCGAGCUAACGCCCUGGACCGGGCGGUCGCCGGGUCUGCGCCGUGGGGCGGGGCCCAGACGGCGGCGCGCGCGCGCGCGGUCGGGGACGCGGCCGUGCGGGCUGCACGAACUCGAGGUGCGCGUGAGCGAGCUGGGCCUGGGCUACACGUCGGACGAGACGGUGCUGUUCCGCUACUGCGCAGGCGCGUGCGAGGCGGCCGCGCGCGUCUACGACCUGGGCCUGCGGCGCCUGCGCCAGCGGCGGCGCGUGCGGCGGGAGCGGGUGCGCGCUCAGCCCUGCUGCCGCCCGACGGCCUACGAGGACGAAGUGUCCUUCCUGGACGUGCACAGCCGCUACCACACAGUGCACGAGCUGUCGGCGCGCGAGUGCGCCUGCGUGUGACCCUACCUCACCGGACGCUGGCCAGACGGCGGCCACGCCCCACGCCCCGACGGCACCCCCCACCCCGUGCCGCCAGGCAGACCGCGUGACAGACUGCCCUUGCGCAGAAGAUGCCGUCGAGGCCUCGGGACUCUCGCGAUAACUGUACAGAGAUAAAGUGGAGCUCAGAUCUACAGGCCAGCACUGUCCACUAGAACCUUCUGCGAUCAGGGAACUGUUCUACCUCUGCAACCCCAAUUCAGGGGCCACCAGCCCGGCAUGACUACUGAGCCCUUGAAAUGUGGCUGUUGUGUCUGAGGAAUGGACUUGUUAAUACUCAUUUACAUUUAAAAACGAAUACUCUCUUCUGUAAAUUGAAAACAAUGUCAAAAGUAAACCAAACCAAAGACGAAGGCUGAUUCUCAGUUCAACGAGUGAAAAACUUGUACGUACACGUGGGACGCCUUGGAUGUGCAGGUGUGCUGCUUCCACUGCACGUUCUAUGGCGUACAGACCCAGCAUCUACGGAGAAAACUGACCGUCCUUAUUGGGUUGCUGCCAUAAAACACAUCAGAUUUCCAAGGCUUAGGAUGAAAAGGAGAGUGUAAAGUAUCUCAAUCAUUUUUAUAUUGCGCACACAUCGAGCAAUACUAGUUUGAAUCUAUUGGGUUAAAGAAAGUAUAUUAUUAAAAUUAAUUUCACCUGUGUCUUUUACAUUUUUUAAAAUGUGGCUACUAGAAAAAUAUUAACUAUAUGUGGGGCUUGCAUUGUAUUUCUUUUUUUUCCCUAUAUUAUAUUAUUGCAAAUAUAAUGUGUAUAUAUUCCUUUAUUUAUAUAUGGAGACAGAAAGAGAGAGAGAGACCAACCAAUCUACUGGCUCUGUUUCUCUGGAGAACCCUAACUGAUACAGCAUGUUAAGAUUAAGGCAAAUAAAUACAAGCAUACAGGGAAACUCUGGAAAAGUAGACUUGGGGGCUGGCCCGGUGGCUCAGGUGGUUAGAGCUCCAUGCUCCUAACUCCAAAGGCUGCCGGUUCGAUUCCCACAUGGGCCAGUCUGCCAGUCUGCAUUGUAUUUCUAUUGGACAGCAUGUGUUGCUCUAGAAUUCCUAUGAAAGGGAAACUAGUGAUAUGAAUUGUAGUUUAAAUGCACGACCCUCAGAACACACCCCCGACUUAAGUGGUGCAUGACUAUAGUUUGGUCUAAACCUACGCUGUCCAAUAUGGGAGCCCUAGCCUCACACGGCUACUGACACUUGUCAUGUGACUAAUACAACAGAGGAACUGAAGUGUAAAUGUUAUUAAAUUUCAAAUGUAAGUUUUAAAACUGGACUGCAUAAAAAUUUUUUAAAUUAAGUACAACUUCACUGUUCGGGUAGGAACCCAUUUCACUGUAGUCAUUGAAAGUCCAGUGUCCAAACUGAUGUACUUACAGUAUAAAAUAUACUCCCGAUUGCCAAGACUUCAUACGAAAAAAAAAAAGUAAAAUAUCUCAUAAGUAAUCUUCUAUAUUGAUUAUAUAUUGAGAUAAUGCUUUGGAUGUAUUAGGUGAAACAAAAUAGAUCAUUAAUUUUACCGGUAGCUUUCUAUACUUUUUAAUGUGGCUGCUAGAAAAUCGAAAUUACAUAUGUGUAAGAAAACAGUUUGACAGGCUCCUCAAAAAGCUAAACAUAGAAUGACCAUUUCGCCCAGCAGCUCCGCUCCGAGCUAUGCACCAAGGGGCACUUCUAUACAUACUGACACACCCGUGCUCACAGCAGCGUUCACAGAGGCCAAAAGUUGCAAACACCCCAGGUGUCCAUCAGCAGCGAUAGAUAAAUGUAAUGUGGUUCAUCCAGACAGUGGAAUAUUAUUCAGUCUUAAGGAGGAAGUCUAUCCUGACACCUGCUACAAUGUACAUGACCCCUGAGGACAUGAUGCUGAGUGAAAUAAGCCAGACACAGAAGGACAAACAUGGUGUGAUUCCUUUAUAUGAAUAGGUGGAUUCAUAGGGACAGGCAGUGUAUUAGAGGUUAUGGGGCUGGGAAGGGUUGAAAGGUGAAUGAGGAGGUUUUGCUUACUGAGUACAGAGCUUCUGUUUGGGGUGAUAAAAAAGAUUUUGGAAAUAGAUAGCAGUGAUGGUGGCACACCACUGUGAAUUACUUAACGCUACUG
Molecule: messenger RNA, 3109 nt
Organism: Rhinolophus ferrumequinum (greater horseshoe bat)
Lineage: Eukaryota; Metazoa; Chordata; Mammalia; Chiroptera; Rhinolophidae
Gene: NRTN
Product: neurturin
Exons: 3
Coding region: 386-979 (197 amino acids)
Molecular function (GO): glial cell-derived neurotrophic factor receptor binding; growth factor activity; receptor tyrosine kinase binding
Source: RefSeq, a predicted model, not a curated record